AUGGUCAAGAAAAUCAUCCAGCAUGGACCGAACAACCAAAAACAUCAACUGAUAAUUUUUCAAACGGGAUUCAAGUUGAGCAGCAGCAAUUUGUCAAUCAGCCUCCACCUGCACAGCAACUGCAUCCCGCACACUUUCAUCAAAACAUGCAAUUUCCACAACCUCCCCAAUUGCAGAAUAAUAAUUUCAAUCAGCUGGGACAGAAUGGAAUCGAUACCAUUCUACCACAAGUUCAGCAGCAACAGAAAUACCCAGAAGCUCCACCUGCACUUGGACCGUCAUCUCAUGAACAGUUUGCUCCGUCACAACAGCAGCCCCAUCACCAUCAGCACAUGGGCCAUGGAGCAGCCGCGCAAAAUUUUCCCAAAGCUCACGAAACACCACAAAACCCUAUGUGGAGUCACCAAUCAUCUUCCCAAGCGUCAUCUAAUGGGCAAGUGCUCAAGCCCUACCGAAUCAAAAUCAACAUCAUCCGUGGCCUGCACAAGGUGUCUUUCCUGGAUCUCAUAUUCCUGCUCAGCAACAGCCAGUUUCUCAACAGCAGCACAUACAGCAACAGCAACAUCAACACCACGUCGGGCAAUUCAGGAUUCCUCCAGCUCACUCUCAACCACGGCCACUACAGAAAACCCAACAAAAACCCCAACUGCAGCAACCACAUGUGCAGCAGCAAAAUCCGAAUCAGAUGCCACAAACUGCAAUAAAUGCUCCAUUUCCACUACAGUAUCCCGCAUGGCCGUGGCCAAUGUUGCCACCUCCAAUGUUGCCACCUUCAGUACCUUUUGGACCUUUCAUGCCUCCACCAUACUUCUAUGGCUACCCAUAUGGUUGGCCUGCUCCUCCCACCAACAUGUCUAUAAACAAUACGCUGCACUGAAAAAAAGAUUCAGCAAAAGUAAGGAAAUUACGGAUGAGGAAUGCGCAGAACUUGGAUAUAAAAUAAACCUCGGUAUGGUGCAAAUCAAAAAAUGGUUUUUACGCAACAAGGAGAGAGCAGAAUCAAUUGCGGCUAAAAAUCGGGUCGAAAAAGAUCACGAUGAUACGUUAACGGAGUGA
Molecule: messenger RNA, 1056 nt
Organism: Caenorhabditis briggsae
Lineage: Eukaryota; Metazoa; Nematoda; Chromadorea; Rhabditida; Rhabditidae
Exons: 7
Coding region: 1-1056 (351 amino acids)
Molecular function (GO): DNA binding
Source: RefSeq, a predicted model, not a curated record